Copidosoma floridanum is the source of this 1958-nucleotide messenger RNA. RefSeq lists its product as uncharacterized. Lineage: Eukaryota; Metazoa; Arthropoda; Insecta; Hymenoptera; Encyrtidae. The record is from RefSeq and is a predicted model, not a curated record.
CUCACCUUUUACGGAGUUCGGUGUAUUGCCGAAAGAUAAGCAAUGCGUGAACGCACGUAGAAGUGACGCGUUAAUUUUUCCUUUGGACAAGUCUGUGUUGGUAUUUUUUUUUUUUUUUUUUUCAACUCCUAUGGUUCAACAUUUUUUGUUAUUAUUCUUCAAGUGCGGGUUAAAACAUUAAAGUUACAAUGUUUGGCGACAAAAAUAAAUCCACCUCCAACAAUGUGGCAUAUUACCACUCUUACAAGUACCAGUCCUUGGAUCUUUUACACCGCAUUGAAAAAAUGCAUGGCAUUAAGAGAGUAGUUGUUUUUUGCAUGCUCACAAUGGUACUUCCAACGAUGCUGCUUAUAAUACCGUUGUACUUGAAAAACAGUGUCUACGCUGAUGUUCAGUUUGCCGUGACUGAAUCGGAUAUCGUGGAGAUCACUGAUGGCAUUUCGCCGAUAUUUUGUUCUGCGCAUCAUUUGAAAAUGAACGAAACUUUUAAUGCAUUUCAAGUGUCUAGAAGACCAGAAAAGACUUCGUACAAGAAACACAUAAGACUGAAAAAAAGUAUGACCCUACCGGAUGAUACUCUCGAGUAUUGGGGCUUCUAUCUGUUGAAGGGCGCAAAAGUGGUACUGUCGGUUUGUUCAAGGUUCGAAGGUGCAUCCAUUCUCGUGGUCAAGGGAGAAAGGAAUUUACGAACUUGCGGUAUGUUGGAUCACAAUAAAAACAAAGCAAGGGCUUCAGGAGUAUUUAUCCCCGAAGCUAAGCAACAGGUGAAAGUUACUUUUGAGUCCAAUGCCCAAGAAAUUAAUUCUAAGGAGCAAAUUUCGAGGAAAGCAGAAUCUCAUAAGAAUCGCUUGAAACAAACGUCGAAGAAAACCCAAGGAACCGAUGCGAACAGGACUGUAUCAUCAAUGGCAAAUACGAAUUCAUCCGUGAACUCAAGUAGCGCGGAAAAGGAAGAAAAUUCGUCGGAUGACAGCAAGGAAUUGGACGCUUUUUUCAAAACAUUCGAAGCAAACGUGACGAAAUACACAAACGACGAGUUAUCGCCAGGUUCGGAAAAUACGACAAAGUCGUCCGACAAAGCGAGGCAUCAGAAAAGCAAACAGUUGAAGCUGCAACCGGAAAAUGACGAUCCAAACGUGGAAUCGGUCAUUCAUCGGCAAAAGCACAGGAGGAACAAGGAGACUUUGAAAAAAAUCAAGGAACAAAUGAAACAGAACUUGGAAAGCAAGGACGGUGGUGAUUUGGAGGCGGAAAACGUUGGGAAAGAGGAGGACCCCGAAGCGGCUUACGCGAGGCAGAAGCGAAGCCAGGAGCCCAUAAAGCCCGAAUUGCUGGAUAGAGGCAUCAGGCACGGCGGUAACGCGCAGAAUUUCGCUGACGACGAUUCCUCGAUAUCGAGCUUCGAAAAUGGCUUGCUGCAGUGCUACGAAGGCAACGUUCUUCUGGCUCACGAGUUCAAUUCGUCGAGGGAGUGCAUGGACGUGAAUUACUUGCUGGACGGGAAUCAGCACACCCAAGCGAAUCACAAUAUUACCGAGGACGGGUACUUCUACUAUAUAUUUUACAGUGACAAUGACAUAGUAUCGAACGAUAUUCACGCGGUCUUUGAUAUUUACAAGCCUACUUUGCAGUACGAAAACGUCACCAAAGCUUGCAUCAAUAAGACGGAGUGUAUUUUUCCCUUGCCGAUCACUUCGAUGGACAGAGUUAUCGUCGAGGUGCCCACGAGAGAUGGAAUUGAUCACGAAAUCGAUGACAUAUCGGUUCUCGUCUCCGUAUGCGUGCCGCGUAUGGGCGUUUACGCUAUUUUCCCAAUCUCGGUGAUGUUUCUCAUACUGGGUUGUGCUUUCAUGUGAAUUAACAUGUGUCAGACUGGGAAUUUGUACCGAAUACAUUAAAUGCGGACUCUCGAGCAAUGUGUGAAAUCCUACGGUUAAACUAUGUGUAUAGUAUGAACA